AUGGUCGAACCGAGCAAGAGCCAAAUGGCACAUUUCCAGGCCAUCUCAUGGGUCGCCAAAGAAGUCUCUGAACCGAACAUAAUCAUUCGAGAGCCUGUCAGCCGCGUCUUCGAUCCUGAAGUUCGCGCCUUUGAGUUUUGGGGCUCAACGCUACACAGCGCCACAACAGUUCCAUUCUUUAUCGGCGCCUAUUACCUACCGCCCGAGUCAGACGAACGGACCUUGGACGCAGAGGGGCCAGACCAGCGACCAUUUGACCAGCGAUUUGUCACAAGAAGCCGGUUCUUUUUGACUCUGGGCCGCGGCGUGAGCACCAUGGACAAAAGUUUGUGCCACGGCGGAGUGGUCGCAUCUAUCCUCGACGAGUGCGCUGGAGCCAUCUGCUGGAUCAACAAGGCGCAUGGAUUCUUGGAGUUUCUGCCGCAGGUGACCAUGAGUCUCAACAUCAGCUACUUGAAACCGGUUCCAACAAUGUCGACAGUGGCUGUGACAGCUUUCCUGAGAAGAAUAGAUGGUCUGAAGCUUGAUGUUGACGUGAUGUUGAUGAACGAGGUGGGCACAGUGCUUGCGAAAGCCGAAGCUGUAUAUGUGUCGAUUGAUAAGCGCAAAAAACCGGGAAAGGGGAAGUUGUAA
This is a messenger RNA of Colletotrichum spaethianum, 633 nucleotides long. RefSeq names its product acyl-coenzyme A thioesterase THEM4. Bases 1 to 633 code for a protein of 210 amino acids. The record is from RefSeq and is a predicted model, not a curated record. NCBI's taxonomy places the organism in Eukaryota, Fungi, Ascomycota, Sordariomycetes, Glomerellales, Glomerellaceae. The transcript has a single exon.